Messenger RNA from Amphimedon queenslandica, 3129 nucleotides. RefSeq lists its product as uncharacterized. The record is from RefSeq and is a predicted model, not a curated record. NCBI's taxonomy places the organism in Eukaryota, Metazoa, Porifera, Demospongiae, Haplosclerida, Niphatidae. The coding region runs from base 121 to 3084 and encodes 987 amino acids. The transcript has 10 exons.
UGGUACAAUGCUUAAUGUAGCUUUGUCCCUGCGUCCAAAAUCGUACGCAACCAAUCAAAUGUACCUAUUGCAAAACGUAAGCGUUACGUCACCCAAACGUCACUUUAGUCACAUGAUAAAAUGGCGUCUCUUGAGGAUAAGUGUUUGGCUUGUGGAGAAGCUGCUGUAAAGCGAGCCAGAGUCAAGGCAUCAACUGUUUCUGAGUUCCUGAAAAAGUAUCUUCGUGAUAGAUGUACUGCCAAUAAUCUGAACGUCGACCUUGAUGCCAUUAUUGCUGUCUCUUUUGUGUGUAGAAGUUGUUCUAAAGUUUACUUGUCCCACCAGGCAAAGGAUUUACGUUUAUAUGAAGCUACAUCAGCUACUGUGUCUCUACUGGCUUCUUAUAACUCAUCUCAGGCACAUAACUUACCUAGUGAAUCUGCAACUCCAAUUUCUACAGUCACUCAUUCAGAAUGUUCUUUACCACCUUCUCCAAAAAGGAGAUGCAUCGCUUCUCCACCAGAUUCUCCUCCUAUAGUUGUGACAGUUGGCCACAGCAGUGGUGAAAGGUCUUAUCUAUUGAAUACCCCAAGAAGGAAAGCAUUUAUUCGUACAAUCUCUCGUACGAAAAAUUCCGCCAAGAGUAUCGCUCGAUCAGCAUUAUCUGAUACUGAAGUUAUGAAGUACUUGUCUGUGGGCACUGGAAAACAGCUUAAAUAUGAAUUGAAGAAGCUUGCUACAAUGAAUGUCAAUUCUAUACAGAAGUCUUCAAAUAAGAGUGAUAUCGUACAUUUUCCGUGGAUUACAAUUUAUUCAGAAAUAAAGGAACACUGUCCUAUUCUACUAAGUUUGUUAAACACAAGUACACAAACAAAAACACCAAGGCCAAAUCGAUUGCAGUUUUUGUGUAUGAUAGUUUGUCUGCUAUCUAAUUAUCAUAAUAAAUCAAUGUCUCUAUUUCAGAAACUUAUAUCUUCUAUUCUAUUUGCUGGACAUUCAUCAACAAUGAUAUACACACGUCUUAAUCAACUUUCAUUAUGCACGAGCAAGAAUUCUCUGUACAGACUCCUUACUUCUCUUGGAGAUAACCAUGACCAACUUGUUUUAACUUACAUGGCUAAUAUUUUACAGAACAACAUGCCUAUUAAAAAUUCAUACCAUAUUGAAUCUGCUGAACAGUUUGAUGAUUUUGAUGCAAUGAAUGCCAAUUGUCAUAGCACUUGGGAUAAUGAAAGCGAUGGCGAAGAGAUGAAUGAUACUAAUGACUUUGACAACAUCUUCACAUCUAGUCAAACAUGUGAAGUUUUACAUGUAGAUGAUGGCAAUACGCAGAUCUGCUUUGAUAAUGAAUCCAUUGAUGAUACUCUAGCACCACCUUCCUUUAGUAACAUUUCAUCUGAGUCAGUUGUCCCUGAUAAUAUUGAAUCUAGCUCAGUAGGACAAGGCCAGUGGUAUGGGUUCAAAAUAGUGGGAGACAACUUAGAUAAGAAUAUUUCACGUCGCCACCAAAGAAUUGACCGUAAAACAAGGUCAUUCCAUUUCUUUAACAGUUUUGCUGUAAAGGAUAGGAUUGAUUUAUCAUCUUGCUCUCAGUGCCCUAACCCUUUUUACUCAAAACCUAUUUUGCAGUUGCCUAUUGAUACCCUGUUGCCAUCGGUGCCUGAUGAUGAGGCUCUUAUAGCUAAUUUCUCCACCAUUGUAAGUCGUGUUCUGGUUGCUGAAUUCUCUUUCUUUUCUGACACUUUCGAAGAUGUUGUUGUAAAUCACAUACAGCAUGAUUACUAUACAGAAAUGUCACAGAAGUCUGAAACUACUCCUCUUGGAGUUAUUUUUAAGAAUGAAAAUGUAGUUGAAGAUAUGAUAGAUAUUAUGCUGAAGCUUCAGUCUUAUGCUCCUACUGAACACAGUACUGUUGUUGACGGAGUUAGCGGGUCUACAAUAUCGUUUGAUGUCACGCAUGAAAUUCUUUUGGGCGGUGAUCAAUUAACUAGAAAAAGGGCUGAGUCUGCAAAAUUUGCUAGAAGGAACAGUCCUAUAGCUGCAGAGCGUUUGGAUGGUCUAAUACCAGUAUGUGAGGACUGGCAUGCUAAGAAGAUUUUUCUGGAGAUGAUAUGGGCAUGGAUGUACAAAGGGAAAAGUUUUUUGGAAAAAGGAACACUGUGUCACCUACGGAAUGUUAUAGACCGGCGUAACAUUUCUGCUAAGGCGGCAGAUGACUUCAAUGCCUGUGAAGACUUUUUUGUUACAGUUGUGAAGUGUCAUAUAGUUGUUGCUGCCAUGCAGUUCUUUCAGAUGGAAGCAGCAUCUGAUUCUCCUGUUCAUGAUCUUCUGGUUGCUGAUUUGUGGACUAAGCCUAAACAGGAAAGGAAGGAAGUGCUGGAUAAAGUGACAAGAAGCAUUUGUUUGAACUAUGUUGAUGUUCUAGCUCAUUACAGUUUAGAUGAAGAUGUGGAAAAGGAUGGCGUCAUGUCAUACGCAGUGGCUGUAUUGUCACAGGGUCUUCUUUAUAUGGAGUUUAGUGAUGCCAUCAGGGAGGGAGAUGGAAGCAGAAUAUUGAGAUGCUGGCGUUACUUCAUGAUAAUUUUUAAACACCGUCAGAGAAAGAACUACUGCCAAGAGGCUUUGAAUAUAUUGGGGCAAUACCAUUUUUUUCUUACAGCAAGGCAGUCACAACAAUUAGUAUGGUCAAGAUGCAUUAAUGUACAUGGAAUUCCCGGUAGGAAUAUUCCGUGUGAUCUGUUCUUGGAACAUUUAAACAGAAUUUGCAAACAGUCUGUAGAAAUGUUGGGAAGUAAUUUCUCUGAAGAAGCACUAGAACGGGUAGGCCGUUGCGUUGGCAUCAUUAACUCUUUACUGGAGAAUUUUGACAAAGAUUUAUCUGUUCCUGAUAUUUCAGGCUCUCACUCCAUUGCUUCCUCAGAGAAAGACAAGUCUGCAAUUAUAAAGGAACUCCUUGAAGCAGAUAUAUUUAAUCAUCAGGAUAAUAGAAAACAUGCUACAUUUCAAUCGAUAAAGACUAAUCCUGUUUCAUCACUUAGGUACAAUGAAAAGUUUCACAAAUGGAUACAGGCACAAUUAUUUUCAUUAAAAAUAAAGUUCAUUUAAGUUGUUUGUUUAAUUGAGUUAAUUCAUUACUCUUUUAAAUUGAAA